GAGGAAAACAAAAUAGAGCAGUGUUUGAAAACACGAACAGAUGGAGUUGUCGGUACAGUAGCACGAAGGAUAAUCGCUGUUUUUCGUCGGUCCUUUCGAUUUUAGAGGCUAUCAUUUCUACUGGUACAUUCCUGGAUAUCGUAGGAAUCAUGCCGAACCAUCGCCACAAAAAACAAGCGCCUGUGUCAAACGGUAAGCGAAGGGGAAGUGGGGAGGAGAACGACGAAAGCAAGAAUCAGCAGUCUACUGAGCCACAUGCCAAUGGUGCGGGUGCUGAAGGGCAACAACGGCACGUGCGAGAAAAUGACCAUGUGCGAGGGGCGCAAAGGGACAUUGAGAAUAGAGACCCUCAGGGUCAGCAGGGCCAGGGUAGUAUGGUGAAAUGCUGUUUACCUACAGGAUGUGAAGUUUGUGAGAUGAUAACUGUCAAUGAUCCUCAUGAUGCGGUCCGAGUGAUUUGCAACAAUGAACAAUGUGAUCAGAGUGACUGGAUGCAUAAGGAGUGUUUCGAUAUGUGGGAAGAUGUCGUCUUGGCUUAUCUUCGUUCCUGUGGUCGUGCCCGGAGUUGGUCUGAGAAGCAGCGCUUGCAGAAUCUGUGGACCAAGAAAGGAUACGAUCUGGCGUUUAAGGCUUGUGACUGUAAGUGUGGUCGCGGUCAUCUGAGGAAGGAUUUGGAUUACAUCCCGAAGGCGAAUACAAAACGUCGCAAUAAGAAGAAGUCGACCAAUGACAAGCCCAUGCCGGUUAUAAACACUGGUAAGCAUGAGAAAACCCACCAUGCUAAUGGUAAUGGUAGUGGUAAUGCCAAUGGCGGCGGAAUCAUGGCUGUCAUGAUUAAUAAUAUUAACACGAACGGCAUUGGUGUCCACCCGAAUGUCAAGCGUCACAUGUCUGGUCCCUUGCCCCCAACUCAUGCAACUCCUUCCAAUGUUCAACCACAUCAGAGAGUUCGCCAUCUUAGUCUGACAAGCACUGGGUCCAGUCCCCCAAACUCGUUGGGUUCUCCAGCAACAGUGACUCCUCCAUCUACACCUUGUACUCCAAACGUGGGUGGUUCCAAGAAGUCAAAGUUUGAUUUCUUUGCUGAUGCCUCGCAGGCUGCUGCUGGGAAUAUCUUCAAGCGUCGACCAGACUUCAUGUCAUUCAGCAUCUUGCCGCGCCACAAGCAGAACCCUUACCACAUCAAGAUGGAAGAUGAUGGCCCGCAUGGUAACGAUGAUACCCGCAGCUUCAUUCUGUCACACCUCAGCUCUUACAAGGCAACCAACAUCUCUUGUCUCCUAUGCAAAACUAGGAUGUCCGUCUUCGACCGAUACCCUUUGAUCGAUGGCACCUUCUUCCUGUCUCCAGUCAUGUAUGACCAGACGAGUGCAUACCGUGUCCAAAUGGAUGGCAAGACCCAAUACUUGCAGGCUGUCUGUAUGCGAUGUUUGGAAGGGGGUGUAAUCCUGCGUUGUGGAGCAUGUGGAAGGCGUUGGGAUGGAAGCACAUUGCUGCUCGGUACCAUGUAUUCUUACGAUAUAUUUGCUGCAACUCCAUGUUGUCAGAAGCGUCUAAGCUGCAAGCAUUGUCAGAUACCGAUUAUUAUAUGUGGGCUACAAUUCUACAGCGAGUAUAGCCAUGCAUUGCCAUGCCCGAGUUGUAAGAUAGAGGAUCACCACUUUGUUAAACCCCUACAAGAAGUUUACAUCAUCCAGCAGCCAAAUAUAUGCAAGUGACACUCUCCAAAAGUCAAUUCUAGGCAAUUUUAGUGUAUUGUUCUUGUAUGAACUCCUGCCUGGUACUGGUACGUGUUCCAACCCAUAUCGUAUUCAUAAAAGUGUGACUGUCAUAAAACCAGUGAACUUGAUGAAGUUCCUAUAAAAUUGGCACUCAACUGUUGAGGUGUAGCUUUUGUCAAUGAUAGGAUGUUUUGAAUGGACUUCGUUGAAAAUAGUAGGGACAGGAGUAGUAGAAAUGAAGUAAAAUAGCUUGCCUGUUCCUGAUCUAUAUUCUUUGGACACACAUCAUAACUUAACUGUUACACUCAUCGACUUGGACUCAUUUUUGGUUGUUUCCGAACGGAUGGAUUUGCUGCUGUUAGGAGAAGGAUUGCGGACUGUUUAACCUUAGUUGGUUGAGUUUGAAAGCUGUAGUUUGUAGACAGUUGUCUUGUUCCCAGUGUGAGGCCAGUAUAGCAUGACAUGUUCAGAUAAGAUUCUUUCAUCUGCUGCAAACAUUUGAAAUUGUGAGGAUUUUCUGCCACAAUUACGUUUGAUGCGGGAUCAGGGUACUUGGUGCUAAACAGGAAUGACCCUGGUCACUCCGUCAGGGCUCGAUCCUCAGGACGGUAUCGAUGUCUAAGUGUUGUUUCUAGAAGAUUCCUUCGCCAUCUCUACCUGUCAUUAAUUUGGAUUACAGACUCUGAAAGAAAGGUAAAUAGUCUAUGUCAUUGUGUCAUAUUCAUAAAAUGUGCUUGGAUUUUGAGUGUCAACAAUUUAGAUUUAAUGUGGAAUAUUUUCAUCUGAAUGUCAAUGGAUACACUUUUGCUCGAUCUGAUUGUGGGAUUGUAUAUGCUACAUACAGUGUAUUUUCUAAAAAAAACAAUGGAUUUGAAUUAACCAUGAUAAAGUUGAAGAAUCUUGUGAUGAGGAUUUUUUUGGUGAAAGCUUGGAAGGAAUAAACAUGAUUAUGGGCAUUUGUGCCACUGCACACAGUCGGUCGUUGGAUAGUUGUCUUGGUAUACAUGGAUGGAUGUGCUAUUUUUAAAACCAGCACGAGACUGCGAUCUUCCUUAAAAAUGGACACCAACUCUCCUCCGGCUGGCGGGCGAUGGUCAAAUAGUGAUGGACUGUACCAAGGCAACUGACAAUGACAAGACAGAGAGAGAUUCACAUGGGAGUAAUAUAUUUAUGUACAUGCAUCAUAUCAACUAUAUUAUUGUAUUUUUCAUGUAUAUUUCACUCUUAAACCCGGUGUAAGAUUCCAUGCAGGCUUCAGGCAUCGCAUUGCAUUGUCAGCAUGGAGGUUUAAAACUUGAUCAUGAUUAUGUUUGACUUGAGUCCCUCUCAUGGCUCUUGGAAUGCUUCGGCGGUGAUAGAAACUACUGUCACAGAGUCACAAUGAGUUUGGACAUCAUUUAACUGAAUUGGCAAUGAUAAAGGUAAUGUUCAAAAUGCUUACUGACUUUAAAUUAUGUCGCAACCUUUACUCGAUUGAUAUCUUUGACAAUUGCAAUGUCUUUCUGAAAAUUGUGCAAGCUGAAAAUAUACCUACCAGUUCUUGGUGCAGAGAUUUGGCUCUCUUAAAUGACUGAGCUCAUACUUCUGAAUAAUGUGUUGAAAAGUGAUAUUAUUCAAUUUGAGCGGGUCAGCAAUCAUUACAUCCUAUUUGUCCUAGUCUGCACAAUGAUCUCCAUGUUUUUGAGGGUUGGCAACUUGCCAAUGUAUCAGUUGUUGUCAGGAUUGGCACUUAGCCAGGACUUGAUCCUGCGUCUGUGCAUGUGGCGCUUUCAUGUCAAUGGGUAGGCCUAAAGAGAUGAUAUGAAUACCAGGAUAAGAAAUCAUACUAUAUAAUGUUCUCAGUAAUUACACUGCCAAAGAUUGAAAAAUGUUGUGAAGAUUUUUUAUUGUGCUGCAACUUGGAAACAAUGAGCGGGUGAUGUUUUAUCUAACGUUGCAUCAAUUUAACUCAGGCAAAGCAUUAUUUAUUUGUUGGUGCUUUGGAGUAGCAAAAAGUUUUGGACAAUCUCGUAUUUUCCUCUGCCCCAAAAUCUCCAAAAAAUUGUAAAAUAAACCUUUGUUUGCUCCGGAAUUCUGAUGAUACCACUAUAACCUGAGGUACCUGAAAAUAUCAUUGUUUCUUACUUUGUCUCACGGUCUGGUGAUACAGUCCCCAGCCUCAGAUUGAUGGGCAGUGGGGUACUUUCAGUUGCUGCACGUGGAUGUUUGGAGUAAACUGAUCUUGACCAGCAUUAUGAAUAGUAAGGGAAUAGUAUUGGGAAGUUUCCUUUUUUUCAAGGAAAACUUUGAGUUCAUCUCUCCCUCUGAUCUAUUACCUUUCAUAUUUCAUUUAAAAAUAAGAAAUUAUCAAAAAAUUAUUGUUAUUUCUGUUUUUAUCAAAUCCUACUCCAAGAUAGUGUUAAAAAUCCAAGCACCAACUCAUAAAAAAGUAUCGUCUCGUGUGCUAGUUAUUGUGACUAUCCAUUCCCAUUACCCAUGCAUGUUGUUGUUGGUAUCGAUAACUGUGCCAAGGCCAUGACUGAAUGAAAUAAGGAGGGUGGUGAAGGGAGGACUUCAGCUGUCAUGUCUUUGUGCACUAUUGAUUGUCAUGGGCUACACUUCCCAAGCCCAAAACAUGCAAAGAAGAUAUGUCAGACAAUGCCCAGGGAAGUGGGCCAAUUAAAAAUUGGUAUGUGAAUCGGGGAAUAACCCAUUGAAACUUAUUUCAUGAAGCCAGGAUUCCUGAACUAAUGUAGCACUGAAGGAAACAAAAUUUUUGAAUCUCAGAACAUUUCCUCAAUGUGUUCAUACACAAGUUGUCGAGCUCGGUUUUUCAGUGAUAUAUAAGUUGAAGUCCACUUUUUGUCAUAGGCCUGCACAUGAAACUGUAAGUAGGUGUUUGCCAUUGUGAUUUUGUACUGUAGAGAUGCUAGACACAGGAGGCAAGGGGUUGAAGACCUUAGUCAUAUUAGUUGACUCCUUUAGUUUGUGAAAGGCCUGUGAGUGAUGGUAACUGUUUUGGGGUUAUUGUACAUGUAUGAUGCUUCAGGAGGCAGCUUUUUAUUGAUUUAUAUCUGUGCUAAUCAUUUCACAGGAAACUUUGUAUAAUCCGCAUAUAACCUGUACUUUCAAAACAAAACAAAUGUAUAUUUUAGGUGAUGAUAAUUUGGCAUUGUGUUGAACUUCUAGCAUUUGGAUGUUAUAUUAGUGACUGUCAUCUUUUAUGUAAUGAUACUGUUAGCUUUAGGCUAGCUGUGGUUAGGUCUUGAGCAGACUUUCAUGAGAAUAGCAUAGGCCCUACGUUUUUUCAGUGUUAUGCUUUGCAACUUAGUUAGGGAGAGUGUUUUGUUGUACAUUGUACAUGUAUGUCUUGUAAGCAAGAACUAGAAUAGUAGCAGGGGUUGAUACAAGUAGGAUACAAUUCAACUGCCCAGUAAAAUGCCUAUUCCCAGGAGUUGAGAAUGUAUUCACAUCUUGUUCGGCUCUGGUGGGUAUGUAGUGUAUGAGCUAGUGCAAAAGCGUGGACAUUGCCAGUCUGUGGUGAUGCUCCACUGAAAAUUCUCAGCUGGGUGAUCAAUAGGCUAUUCAGAUCGAUUGCCAUUUUGAAAUCCACUGUUGUAAAUAUUGUCGAACACAGACAAUCAGUAUUGAAGCCUCGGGAGGCCUUGUUUAAAGCAACAUGUUCCAUGAAGUGUUCCAUAAAGCACACCAAGGGAAAGGAUAAAAAUCAUUCUUUCCGAAAGCCUCCACCUUUUCGGACAUGCUGCAGUCUGUGAGAGGGUCCUUUGUAAAAAGGUUAUCCAUACAAAGAGUAUUGGCUACAUUACCGUAGUGUAAGAUCCAUCUUGACCCUCAAGCUUUGGAUCCACUCUGCCGACCCGGACUCCAUGACACCAACGGCAACAGACGGAGUACCUCUGAUGGUUCAGAAUGUGUGCGAUCAAGCUUCCAUUUUUGUUGGAUUUGACAGCUGCUUUUUUAUAAGAAGCUUUUAAAUUCAACAUAUACAUGGAUUAGAUUGGCAUUCACGCAAGCCAUUGCAACUUCAUGACUGUUGGGACCUUAGCCUUAAAACAUAUGACUGUCCCAGUUGUGAUAAUGUAAGAUUCUAGCUGUGUGCCAUAUUGAGAUCUAUUGUUCGCAUGUCAACUCAUCUAUACUGGUAGGGUUUGAUUUCAUUGGACUUCCUGCUCUUAUUUGGCAGCUUAAAUCUUUACAGGAGAAGUACCAUAGUUUUAUUUGAUUUGAUCAUUGCAUUUCGUAUCUGAUAAUAUGGUAAAUAUUUUUGGUGAAAGAAAGAUGCCAGACAUUUAUUUUGUUACCAACUCAAAAACACUUCUAUUUGAAAUUCAUGUACUGUUGUACAAGAAGCCUUUUUUUUAAAAACUUGUUAUCCAGUCAAUUCAUGUUCGUUUCUGGUAUUUCGGCAAAAUGUUUGUCUGCAGAAUUCUGCUACACUGUGAAACAGUGCAUUUUUUUUUUUUUUUAUAAAUGAAAGUUAAUUGUGUUGGAAAUAUCAGAACUGCAGUAGCAGGUGCCAUGUUUAUUCCAUGUGUACCAUUAACCAUAUGUGCUUUCACU
Messenger RNA from Lineus longissimus, 6281 nucleotides. RefSeq names its product headcase protein-like. The coding region runs from base 150 to 1718 and encodes 522 amino acids. The record is from RefSeq and is a predicted model, not a curated record. The transcript has a single exon. Lineage: Eukaryota; Metazoa; Nemertea; Pilidiophora; Heteronemertea; Lineidae.